UAUAAAUAGCUUCUAACCUAGUUCAUGUUUAACUACAAUAUACUCUUAGUUCUUCAAUGACUAAAACUAACUAUUUUAUCUUCCUUUGUUGUGUACAAAUUCUUAUCAUUAUUGUUACAAUUGAGUCGUCUAAAGAUGAAAACCAAUUUGGUGCAAUCGAAGAAACUAAAAGAAAAAUUGGGAUGAUUGGUUGGGGAGGCUGGAAAGUCAUGGGAAGAAGAGAAAAUGAUAAUGGAGGAGAGAAAGAAGGUGAAAAGGGCGAAGAAGUGCAAGAAGAAGGUGAAAAAGAAGAAGGUGAAAGAGAUGAAGAAAGUGAAGAAGAGAAUGAAAAUGAACAAAAUCCUGGGGGUGCAGGAAGUUGGGGUUGGGGAGGCAACGCUAAAAAUGGAUAUGGACAAAGUGGUGGGCGUGCGGGAAGUUGGGGAUGGGGAGGUUUAUUUGGCAGCAAAAAUUGAAGGACACAUUACUCAUUACAUCACACAUUAUCAUUGUGAUUGAUUGUCUAUAAAUCUACGUGUUGUGGAUAUCUACACACUCUUAGCUCAAGAGAGAUAUUCUUCUCAAGACUGCACUAGUAGUUUAGAAAAAUCAACCAACAUUAAGGAGGGCUUUAAUGAAAGAUAAAUGUGAACUGCAAUUUUAGAAGAGUAUUAUAUCUUGUAUGUCUUCAAAAACAUGAGAAGGUCAUUAAUAUGAUGAAGUAACUCACAAUGAAUCAAGUGAUUCAAAGGGUGUUAUGUGUAAUGAAAAUUUUCAUUUGCAUAUUGACCUAAUCAUUAGAUGCAAUUAGGAAAUUGUGUUUCAAGCUAUUCAAAGUCUAUAUGCAUAUUAAAAUAAAUUAUUUAUGCUUAA
This is a messenger RNA of Vicia villosa (hairy vetch), 852 nucleotides long. RefSeq lists its product as uncharacterized. The transcript is spliced from 2 exons. Bases 57 to 455 code for a protein of 132 amino acids. NCBI's taxonomy places the organism in Eukaryota, Viridiplantae, Streptophyta, Magnoliopsida, Fabales, Fabaceae. The record is from RefSeq and is a predicted model, not a curated record.